AUGACAUGGGAGGACAUGUUAUACAUAUCCGGCCAACCGAUCGAUGCAACGAUUGUGACCGAUAAUAGUCACGACUUCUUGGUCACCCAGAGCCUCGCGAUAUUCAGCAGCGAAACUGUCAUGAGCAGUUCCUCCAAAAGGUACUGGAAAUCCACCGCCAACACCGCCACCCCCAUCACCCUCACCUCCGUCAUCGCCACCGAUCAGUACUUACAAGUGCGAUUUGGUGACAGAGACCCUGAAACUGCUGUAGACACUGGAACUAAUAGUGAAAAUCCACCACUAUCAUCGCCAGACACCCCCAACCCCAUCACUACCACCUCCGUCAUCGCGCCCGACCAGUCCUUACAAGUGCGAUCCGGUGACAGAGAUCCUCAAACUGCUAUAGACACUGGAGCAAAUAAUGGAAAUCCACCACUAUCAUCGCCAGACAAAGCCAACACCGCCAACCCUAUCACCCCCACCUCCGUCAUCGCCACCAAUCAGUCCUUACAUGUGCGAUCCGGUGACAGAGAUUCUGAAACUGUUGUAGACACCAGAGCUAAAAGUGGAAAUCCAACACUACCAUCUCCAGACACCGCCAACCUAAUAACCCCCACCUCCGUCAUCAUCACCGAUCAGUCCUUACAUAUACGAUCGGGUGACAGAGAUCCUGAAACUGUUGUAGACACCAGAGCUAAUGGUGAAAAUCCACCACUACCAUCGCCAGACACCGCCAACCCCAUCACCCCUACCUCCGUCAUUGCGCCCGAUCAGUCCUUACAAGUGCGAUCCGGUGACAGAGAUCCUCAAAUUGCUAUAGACACUGGAGACACUGGAGCUAAUAGUGGAAAUCCACCACUACCAUCGCCAGACACCGCCAACCUAAUAACCCCAACCUCCGUCAUCGUCACCGAUCAGUCCUUACAUAUACGAUCCGGUGACAGAGAUCCUAAAACUGUUGUAGACACCAGAGCUAAUGGUGGAAAUCCACCAGUACCAUCGCCAGACACCGCCAACCCCAUCACCCCCACCUACGUCAUCACCACCGAUCAGUCCUUAGAAGUGCAAUCCGGUGACAGAGAUCCUAAAACAGCUGUAAACACUGGAGCUAAUAGUGGAAAUCCACCACUAUCAUCGCUAGACACCGCCAACACCGCCAACCCCAACAUCCCCACCUCCGUCAUCGCCACCGAUCAGUCCUUACAAGUGCGAUUCGGUGACAGAGAUCCUGAAACUGCUGUAUACAUCGGAGCUAAUAUUGGAAAUCGACCACUAUCAUCGCCAAACACUGCCAACACCGCCAACCCCAACAACCCCACCUCCGUCGUCGCCCCUGAUCAGUCCUUACCAGUGCGAUCGGUGACACAGAUACUGAAACUGCUGUAG
Messenger RNA from Arachis ipaensis, 1368 nucleotides. Lineage: Eukaryota; Viridiplantae; Streptophyta; Magnoliopsida; Fabales; Fabaceae. The record is from RefSeq and is a predicted model, not a curated record.